UAUGUUCACUUCACUGUGAUAUCUUGCUCUCUGUCACAAUUAAGAUCGCAUUUUCACGUUGGUUUAAUGUUUGUAUACAGCAGCUUAGGCUCACAAAUAUGGGAGAACAAAGCACCUCAAACAAGAGAACGAUAGGCAGCUGGGAAGAGCUCAUAGAGGAGCUCACGAGGCCGGAGCGAUAUCCAAGAUUUCCCGGACUCACAUCAACAGGGGAAUGGAAGCCUUGGAGUGCUGAGCCCCCACUCGAGCAAUCGGCAACUUCAAGUGUCGAGCAGCCAACAAUUGUACCCUCGCUCUUUCGUCGCUUAGUCUCGAGUAAACGAGAGUCUUACCGACCGCUGCGGUUCAUGCCAAUACCCGAGGGUCAUAUACGGCUACUGGAUGUUCGAAAUGCCAAAUUACUGGACAACGUUCUGGUCGGUUUCAAGCUCAUCACGGUCCCUUUAUCCAAAGCACCACAAUAUGAAGCCAUAUCAUACUGCUGGGGCAGCACUGAUCUGUGCACUGGGAUAUUUGUUUCCACUCCUUACCAUGGACAGCAAGUAUAUCGGGUUACUGAGAACCUGGCUACUUGUCUGCACAGUCUACUGGUCUGCCAUCAGCCAGAAAAGGACAGACCGGGAUACAUCUGGGUGGACCAAAUCUGCAUCAACCAGAUGGAUGUGACCGAGCGCAAUUCACAAGUCAAGCAAAUGUCUGAGGUCUACAAGACUGCUGCACGAGUAAUCGUUUGGCUUGGACAGAAGUCAGGUUUCAAUCUCCACGACGCUGAUCUUAUUCUGGACCCAGAUUUGUACAUGGAUUGGCACGGCAGAACUAUACUGGACCAGACUCCAGAAUGGGCAAUAUUUGGUCGUCCAUGGUUCAGUCGUAUAUGGGUAUUCCAAGAAGCAGUGUUCGCCAAAAGCGUCUCUUUUCUCCUCGGCACAGAACUCUCGUCUUGGAAAUCUUUCAUCCAAAUGGCAGACACGAUUCUUGAUUUCAUCAAAGACAAUUUGAAUCGGCUUUCAAGUGAAUCAUACGACUUUACUCAAGUCUUGGGCGUGCAAAUGAUGGAUCUGAUUGAGCAGACUGCACUGAAGGAAGCUACAAACGAGAAUUCCGAACUGGCGGAUCUCCUAGAAUGCUUGGAUGAGCACAAAUGUCAAGAUCCGAGAGACAAGGUAUUCAGCUUAAUCGGGUUUGCAGGCGACAUCCUCCCAGAUGACUUUGUAGACUACGGAAAGCCGAUUGCCACAAUGGUCCAGGAAUGCACAAGGUACCAGAUUGAUGGUUCCGGGAAAUUGGUGUCUAUAACCUACACUAAUCGAUACAAUCUAGAGCGAAGUCCGAGUUGGGUGCCGCUCUGGCAUGAGAAGCUCAGGUGUGGAAUGAUUCUGGCGAACAAACCAUGCGCUUCGCUUCACCGUAAUUGGAAACCAACCUUGCCAGUGAUCGAGGAUCAACUUGUCGUCUCGGGCAAAGUCGUGGACUCCAUCGCUGUCGAUAUACACACGUUCAAGGAAACCAUGGACGAAUUCUUCCAUGAAACGCGAUUUGCCUCUGUUCUCCAGCGCCCCUUCCAUGAGGCAUGGAACGAAACGAAGGCUUUACAUGAGAGAAAACUUCAACAAAACUCAGGGGGAACCACCGUCCCGAACCCCGUGCAAGCGGCUCCUUCUUCGCAAGAGUUUGGUGCCGAGCCGACUCAAGAAUUUUUCACAGAUUUCUUCCGUGUGGUAUUCUUCAAUCAUGCCGAGAGAGAAACCGACUUCGAACGUCUCAUCAAAACGCCUACACACGAGCAAUCCUUUGCAAGGCUACAAGACCUCUUGGAUUGGGGCGUUCAUUCAAGCAGUGCGCUUGUCGUGCUGGAGAGUGGCAAACUCGGGUUUGUGAAAAACGGAGACAUAGGACUACAAGUGGGUGACUGCGUCGCUAUUCUACACGGUCUCGAUGUGCCCUGUAUACUACGAAAGGCAGAGGAUGGUAAAGGCUGGCUGUUUGUCACAGAAAUCUACGUCCAUGACAUGAUGCACGGAGAAGGCGUUGACUGGGAAGAAGACGAGGCAGAUACAUUCACUCUCGUGUGAUUACAACAGCCCCUCAUGCGACUUUAAAGAACCGUCGAUGGAAUAUCUCGUUUGAAGUGAGGCCAUAGGAGCCUCUGACUGUGACCUCAUUAAGGCAUCUCUCACCCUUCUAUGUAGCCUAUGUCCAACGAAGCCGUGUAUCAGAGGGAAUAUCACUCGCUUCCGGAGAAGAACUGCCCGAUGCCACACGGAUGGCCU
Boeremia exigua is the source of this 2270-nucleotide messenger RNA. RefSeq names its product heterokaryon incompatibility protein-domain-containing protein. The transcript is spliced from 2 exons. The record is from RefSeq and is a predicted model, not a curated record. Lineage: Eukaryota; Fungi; Ascomycota; Dothideomycetes; Pleosporales; Didymellaceae. The coding region runs from base 99 to 2072 and encodes 657 amino acids.